AUGGUCUCUGCCAAGUACAUCGCCGCCACUGCCUUUGCCGCCAUGGCUCUGGCUGCUCCUGCCCCUGCUCCUGCCCCUGCUUCUAACGAGCUGGCUGCUCGACAGCUCUGGAACGCCAUUGAGGAUGUUGAUGCAGAUGUUGAGACCGUUCUCUCUCUUGUCGACGGCACUGUCAACACCCUCAUCAAGCCUCCUGGAGACCGGCCUACUGAGAUCUCUGUUCUGACCUCCACCUUUGCCACUCUUAACACUGGAGUCGACAAGCUUCUGGCCGAUCUUGGAAAGAUUCCUCUUGUUGGCUCCGUUGUUAACCUCGUUGCCAAGAUUGCAGCCAACCCCGUCAUCAACGGUCUUCUCCUUGUUGUCGAGAAGCUCGUCACUCUGCUGGUUGGUGGUCUGGUUGACUACCUUGUUGUCCCCCUUGUCCAGUCCAUUGAUGGACUUCUCAAGAAUGUCUCUCUACUUCUGCAGAUGCUUGGAAAGCUCCCCGGUAUUGAGGAUCUCUCCUCUUCUCUGGGUCUCGAGACCGGUUCCCUCAAGAGCCUUCUGUCUGCCCACCCUGUUUCCUCUGCUUAA
Molecule: messenger RNA, 576 nt
Organism: Yarrowia lipolytica CLIB122
Lineage: Eukaryota; Fungi; Ascomycota; Dipodascomycetes; Dipodascales
Source: RefSeq, a predicted model, not a curated record